GUGAUAAAGCAACAAACUUAAUUGUUCUGUAAUUACGUCACAUAAACUUUGCAUUUGUAAUGGAUACAUAAAACAAAAUAAAAAAACAACAAAAUAAACAAUCAGACAAAAAAUGUCACAAGAAAAAGAAAAUGAAAGUCCUAGCAAAGAGCGAAUGACGGUGCUGGAAGCCCAUGGGUUUCAAUUGGGGAAAUCUUUAGGUUAUGGCUCGUACGCAACUGUAAAAGCGGCACAUUCAACAAAGCAUGACUGCAAGGUCGCCAUCAAAAUCGUUUCGAAAAGAAGAGCUCCACCGGAUUAUAUCGCUAAGUUUCUUCCCCGAGAGAUUGAAGUUGUCAAAAUUUUGAAACACCCAAAUCUCGUUUGUUUUCUACAAUCAAUAGAAACAACAAAUCGGGUAUAUUUCAUAAUGGAACUGGCGGGAAACGGAGAUCUCCUCGACGUUAUCAAACGUGAAGGUGUAAUCCCAGAACAACAAGCAGGGAUUUGGUUCCACCAACUCGUAGCAGGGAUUGCUUACUGUCACAGAAAAGGUGUUGUACACAGAGAUCUUAAAUGUGAAAAUGUACUUCUUGACAGUCGAAACAACUUAAAAAUAACUGACUUCGGAUUUGCCCGUGGCGGAAUGAAACCAGGGUUAGACGGGAAGCGUAUAUUAAGUGAAACCUACUGCGGAAGCUAUGCGUAUGCUCCUCCAGAGAUUCUGAAGGGAAUUCCAUAUGAGCCACAAGUUGCAGAUAUAUGGAGCACGGGAGUGAUUCUUUUUACAAUGGUCUGCGGACGACUUCCUUAUGACGACAGCAAUCACAAGACGCUUUUACGACAGGUUCAAAGCAAGAUUGUCUUUCCGUCCAAGAUCAAUCUGGACACGGAUUUGAAGGACCUCAUUCAGAAUAUUCUAGUGAAAUGCCAGGAAAGAAUUACUAUACAGAACAUCCGUCGGCAUCCUUGGUUUACUAAAGUCGCUCCCGAUUCAGAGAUAUGCAUGUUUUGACAAUUGAAAUUAUUUUUAUUUGUUGUUAUUUAAUUGAAAAAUCUAGUUGCUUUUGAAAUGAAAUCGAAAAUACAAUGAAAACAAUUGACAACAUAAUAAAAUCUGUAUAUACAUUUGUUGUUUGGCACAAUAAUCCCUAUUAACAUUAAUUUUCAAUCUUGAUAUAAGCCCAUCUUUAAAUAUUUCUUCCAUACAAUAAGGGUAACGUUGGUACGUUGAGUUUUAACUUAAUAAAAUAGAAUGAUGACGAAUGAUAAAGUUCGAGCAUAUAGUGCAUUACUUCUGGGACAAC
This is a messenger RNA of Owenia fusiformis, 1286 nucleotides long. Lineage: Eukaryota; Metazoa; Annelida; Polychaeta; Sabellida; Oweniidae. The record is from the annotation of a GenBank genome assembly.